Lepus europaeus (European hare) is the source of this 1834-nucleotide messenger RNA. RefSeq names its product neutrophil cytosolic factor 1 (gene NCF1). NCBI's taxonomy places the organism in Eukaryota, Metazoa, Chordata, Mammalia, Lagomorpha, Leporidae. The record is from RefSeq and is a predicted model, not a curated record. Bases 1 to 1176 code for a protein of 391 amino acids. The transcript is spliced from 11 exons. Gene Ontology annotation, biological process: superoxide anion generation; respiratory burst. Gene Ontology annotation, cellular component: cytoplasm; NADPH oxidase complex. Gene Ontology annotation, molecular function: phosphatidylinositol binding; protein binding; superoxide-generating NADPH oxidase activator activity.
AUGGGGGACGCCUUCAUCCGCCACAUCGCCCUGCUGGGCUUCGAGAAACGUUUUGUCCCCAGCCAGCACUACGUGUACAUGUUCCUGGUGAAGUGGCAGGACCUGUCCGAGAAGGUGAUCUACCGCCGGUUCACUGAGAUCUACGAGUUCCACAAACUGUUGAAAGAGAUGUUCCCCAUCGAAGCAGGGGAAAUUAACCCGGAGAGCCGCAUCAUCCCCCACCUCCCAGCCCCCAGGUGGUUCGACGGGCAGCGGGCGGCCGAGAGCCGCCAGGGCACGCUCACCGAGUACUGCGGCGCGCUCAUGGGGCUGCCCGUCAAGAUCUCCCGCUGUCCCCACCUGCUGAACUUCUUCAAGGUGCGUCCGGACGACCUCAAGCUGCCCGCGGACAGCCAGGCAAAAAAGCCGGAGACGUACUUGGUGUCCGAAAACGCCAAGAGCAACGUGGCAGACAUCACGGGCCCCAUCAUUCUGCAGACCUACCGCGCCAUCGCCAACUACGAGAAGCGCUCGCCCUCAGAGAUGGCCAUGGCCACGGGGGACGUGGUGGAUGUCGUGGAGAAGAACGAGAGUGGCUGGUGGUUCUGUCAAAUGAAGACCAAGCGUGGCUGGGUCCCCGCGUCCUUCCUGGAGCCCCUGGACAGUCCUGAUGAGCCAGAGGACCCAGAGCCCAACUACGCAGGUGAGCCCUACGUCACCAUCAAAGCCUACACCGCCAUGGAGGAGGACGAACUGUCCCUGGCCCAGGGCGAAGCCAUCGAGGUCAUUCACAAACUCCUGGACGGCUGGUGGGUGGUCAGGAAGGAGGACGUCACCGGCUACUUCCCGUCCAUGUUCCUGCAAAAGUCGGGGCAGGACCUGACCCAGGCCCAGCGCCAGAUCAAGAGCCGGGGGGCGCCGCCCCGCAGGUCGUCCAUCCGCAACGCGCACAGCAUCCACCAGCGCUCGCGCAAGCGCCUCAGCCAGGACACCUACCGUCGCAACAGCGUGCGCUACCUGCAGCAGCGCCGCCGCCUGCUGCCGCCCGGCCAGCGCGGCGCCCGGAGCCCGCUGCAGGAGGAGCCGCGGCCGCAGAGCGCGAAGCCGCAGCCAGCGGUGCCCCCGCGGCCCAGCGCCGAGCUCAUCCUGAACCGGUGCAGCGAGAGCACCAAGCGGAAGCUGGCGUCGACCCUGUGAGGCCGGGCCGCCCGCGCCCUGCCUGCAUAUGCUUGUACAUAGCACGGGGCCUGGACGCCCAAGGACAGUCGCCGGGACCGUACUGAGGCUCUGCAGAGGCAGCGCACCCGGGCUCCGCCCCGCGGGUGUUUCCAGAGUGAGGACAGAGGGCUGGGGGUUGCUGGGGGGAAGUUCGGUGCGUGCCGCCCAGCCUUGGGCAAGAGCACUUUCGCAAGGGCGCGAGGAACUCCAGUCCCCGCUGCCCGCUGAUCUGGACGGGGCCGCCUGCACGCACUCCACGGGGAGAGCUCACGACAGCAUGGGCCCGUGGGGCGGGGGGGGCCCGGCUGUCAUUUGGGUGAGGUGGUGGUGGGGUCCUCUGACCACUCCCAGAGACCCCACUCCAGUUGGGAGAGUGUCCCCGGAAGCCGAUACUCCUCGAUGGACAGAGCCUGGCCGCUGACUGCGGCACCGGUGCCCGCCCUGGGGAGCCUGUCCCGGGACGCAGAGCUACGUGGGGUGCAGGCCCGGCUGCGCAUCUUGCAGAAGAGCCGGGGCAGGGGCUGUGCAGGACCCGCAAGGCUGGUCUCCCACGCUGCUCAGGGGAAUAAUGGGACCCCCAGCCCCAACUCCUCUGCUUGUACGGCCGCAGUUACAACCUUUCCAUUAAAUAAAGAGA